Molecule: messenger RNA, 617 nt
Organism: Chrysoperla carnea
Lineage: Eukaryota; Metazoa; Arthropoda; Insecta; Neuroptera; Chrysopidae
Exons: 1
Source: RefSeq, a predicted model, not a curated record
AUGACUGUGGUAGCAACCAACGAGGAAACUCUAAUGAAUCACGGAAAUACUGCCGUUCAAAGAGUGGUCCAAUGGAUGGAGAAGAGGAAACUGACAAUAGCACCAGAGAAAACCGAAGCAGUUCUCUUAACAACUAAAAGAAACGUUGGUCUCAUUGAGUUUGAGGUUCAAGGGGUCUCAAUCCGUCCAGGCAAGGUUUUAAAGCAGUUAGGUGUUUGGUUGGACACCAAACUUAAUUUUGGAGUGCACCUAGACAAGACUAUACAGAAAGCCGAGAGAACCAUGUCAGCAUUAUCGAGCCUCAUGCCCAAUUUGGGAGGACCCAGAGCCUCCAAAAGACGAAUAUUGUCCAGCGUAAUUCAUUCUCAAUUACUUUACGCAGCUCCUGCCUGGCAACAAGCGAUGAAGAAACAACACCUGCUGAGAAAGAUGGUGAGACUGCAAAAGAUCAUUUGCAUCAGAGUGUGCAGCGGAUACCGGACAAUUUCAGCUGAAGGUGCUGGUGUUAUAUCAGGCAUACCCCCGAUAGACCUAUUAGUGGAUGAAAGAUUUCAACUCUAUGAAGGUCGGCCUACUGAAGAAGUCAAAGUUAGCACAAUGGAAAAAUGGCAGAAAAG